AUGACGUCUGACGGUGCGACGUCGACGUCAGCAGCAGCGUUGGCGACGAGGCGGAAACCGUCGUGGAGAGAGAGGGAGAACAAUCGGAGGAGGGAGAGGCGGAGGAGAGCUGUAGCGGCGAAGAUAUAUACCGGUCUCAGAGCUCAAGGUAACUACAAUCUGCCCAAGCACUGCGACAACAAUGAGGUGCUCAAGGCUCUUUGUGCUGAAGCUGGUUGGGUGGUUGAAGAAGACGGAACCACUUAUCGCAAGGGACACAAGCCUCUUCCUUGUGACAUGGCUGGAUCAACCUCAAGAGCCACUCCUUACUCUUCCUACAACCAAAGCCCUCUCUCUUCCGCAUUCGAAAGUCCCAUCCUUUCAUACCAAGUCAGUCCAUCGUCUUCCUCAUUCCCGAGUCCUUCUCGUGGCGGCGGCACGCACAACAUCUCCACAAUCUUCCCUUUCCUCAGGAACGGCGGGAUUCCAUCAUCCCUGCCACCGCUUAGAAUCUCAAACAGUGCUCCAGUCACACCACCAGUCUCAUCCCCAAAUUCCAAAAACCCCAAACCAUUGCCCACUUGGGAAUCAUACACCAAACAGUCCAUGGCCAUUGCUGCUAAACAGUCAAUGUCGACUUUCAACUACCCGUUUUACGCGGUCUCUGCACCAGCGAGUCCCACUCAUCAUCGCCAGUUCAAUGCUCCAGCUACUAUACCUGAAUGUGAUGAGUCUGACUCUUCCACUGUUGAUUCUGGUCAUUGGAUUAGCUUUCAGAAGUUCUCACAACAGCCGUUCCAUGGCGGCUCUGCAGUGCCUGCCUCUCCUACGUUCAAUCUAGUGAAGCCCCCUGUACCUCAGCAGUUAUCUCCAAACACUGCAGCAACUCGAGAGAUUGGUCAAAGCUCGGAAUUUAAGUUUGAGAACAGCCAAGUUAAGCCAUGGGAAGGGGAGAGGAUCCAUGAUGUGGCAAUGGAGGAUCUGGAGCUCACACUUGGGAACGCUAAAGGUUAG
Molecule: messenger RNA, 993 nt
Organism: Microthlaspi erraticum
Lineage: Eukaryota; Viridiplantae; Streptophyta; Magnoliopsida; Brassicales; Brassicaceae
Source: the annotation of a GenBank genome assembly